AUGGAAAAUGUAUAUAUUUUAGUUAUAAUAACUCUAAAUAGAUCUGAUUCUAAAGCUUAAAAGAAUGGAGCUCAUAGAAGUGUUUACUGGGUCAAGAAAAAGCAAAGAUAGGAAGAUGGAAGCAUUAAGGGUGAAAAGUGGCAGUAGGCAUCAAGGUAUAUAGGUGAUUGGAAAAAUAACUGUAAAGAUGGAUUUGGUAUUCAGUUUUACUAAAACGGAGAUAAAUACGAAGGUAUGUGGGGAGAAGACUACAGACAUGGCUAGGGAACAUACUGGAGAAACGAAGCAGGAAAGUUGAGAAGAGAGUAUACAGGGGAUUGGUUCAAGGAUAAGAAGCAUGGCAGAGGAACCUUCUUCUAUAAGAAUGGAGAUAGAUAUGAUGGUUAUUGGGUGAAUGGCUAGCCAUAGGGCGAAGGCAGAAUGAUAUACGCUAAUGAAAACAUCUAUGAAGGUCAAUGGCAUGAGGGAAAGAGGAACGGAUAUGGAGUUUUGACCAAGCGUAACGGUGACCAUUUCGAAGGCCACUGGGUAAAUGACAUGAGAGAGGGGCAGGGCAGUUACUACUAUCAUGAUAAAAACAAGCUUUUCGUUGGAGAGUGGGUUUAGGAUCAGCCAAAAACAGGUGUCUACACUGAGGUUGAGGACGAUGAAGCGGAAAAGAUCAAUAAAAAACCAUAUUUCACUGACCCAUAUAUCCUUCCACCCAUUUACGAGUUGAAACUAGUAAAUCCAACCAAGAUACUGGAGAGAGCUAUGGAGAGAACCAAGCGUGAGAGAUCUAAGUUUCGUGCUUAAUACAUUCCAAUUGAGGAAAUGUUCAGUCCACACGAACUUAUGGAUCUUAAACAAGCCUUUGAAGCAGCAGCCCAGGGUGAAUCCUAUGUUAAUGUCUUGUCUCUAAAGACGCUCUUCUCAGGCAUGGGAAUAUACCCCUCAGAUGAUAUGCUAAACGAACUACUUAUAGCUUGUGGCAAAACAGGCAAUGAAGACGCUAUAUCUUUCGAUUUGUUCGCAAGAUCAGUUGCUUUACUUUUAGAAGAAAAUGCUGAAAGAGGAUCAACCAGCUCUCACAAUGGAGAAGAAUAGGAUGGAUAAUAAUAUGAGGAUGGCGGAGAAGAAGACCAAGAAGAUGUAGGUGACGAUCCAUACUACAAUGAGUAUGAUGUGGCAGAUGGAUCUUACUAGUGA
Molecule: messenger RNA, 1188 nt
Organism: Stylonychia lemnae
Lineage: Eukaryota; Ciliophora; Spirotrichea; Sporadotrichida; Oxytrichidae
Source: the annotation of a GenBank genome assembly